AUGUCGUCCGGCUUCGUAUCUGCGGGCACCUCCAACCUCGACGAGACCACCGCUGAGAGCGCCGCCGCUCCAGCGCUCUCAAACGACGCAUGGGCUGCAGCAAAGGAAAAGGUUGAGGAGGCCCACAGGCCACGAGACGAGGAACCGCAGGAAGAGAGAAGUCUAUUUGCGAUCUUACAGGCUAAUAAAGCGAAGAAACAGGAGGAGUUCGAGGAGAAGCUGAAGUUUAAAAAUCAGUUUAAACCGCUGGACGAGGACGAUGUUGAAUACCUGGACUCAAUAUUAAGCGGUGAGCGCCGAGCUGAGGAGGCGAGGAGGCAGGAGCUUGAAGCGCAGCUAGACGCGUUCCGGCAGCAGCAAUCCGAGAUCGAGCAGACUGGUGCAGCGCCAGAGGUGGAGGGCACUGCUGAGCUUACAAGCUGGGGAACUACGGGCCGAAAGCGGAGGAAGAAGGAGGAGGGCGGCAAAGGGGGGAAGUUGGGCCUGGGUGUGAAAGUGAGAAAGACAAGCUCCACCACAGCAGCAAAGGUAGAAGAGAAGGAAUCCCCCAAGGAGGAUGAGAAGCCUGACGCCAAAGAAGCCACUCAAGAGGAGCUUAAGCAGACCAAAGCAGUGUCCCCGCCGGUCAAGAAAGAAGUACCACUGACAGAACCUAAGCAGGCUGCCAAACCGCCUGUAGUUGGGGGGCUAAUGGGUUUAGUUGCAUAUGACAGCGAUGAAGAUGAUGACUGA
Molecule: messenger RNA, 732 nt
Organism: Morchella importuna
Lineage: Eukaryota; Fungi; Ascomycota; Pezizomycetes; Pezizales; Morchellaceae
Exons: 3
Coding region: 1-732 (243 amino acids)
Cellular component (GO): nucleus
Source: RefSeq, a predicted model, not a curated record